Acanthosepion pharaonis is the source of this 573-nucleotide messenger RNA. Lineage: Eukaryota; Metazoa; Mollusca; Cephalopoda; Sepiida; Sepiidae. The record is from the annotation of a GenBank genome assembly.
AUGGUGGUAUGCAGGCAGAGGUAUGAUCGCAGCCGUCAUGUCCAAAGAAUCACUUUUAGCCGACUCCAUCAUCGCUUAGCUAACCAUCACGUCGGGGUCACCACUUGUUGCGGGGCCGAAACACCAUGUCAGAGGCCUUGCUACGGAAACUGGCUGGACAAGCUGCCGACCCACACCGCGCAGAUUUUGGCAACACUCCCUGAGGACUUGGACCUACUACGAGUGGCUGCAAUAGCCGAUAAAAUUAUAUACAACGGCCAGUCGACCAUUUCUGUCGACCAUUUGAAGCCGGUAUAUCUUGAGCAAGUCGCCAAACAACUCCGUCCGGAUCGACGGCAACCCAAAAUUCCGCAGCAACCAGCAUCAUCAUCCCCAAGACCGUCUCCACAAAGAAGGCCACUCCCUCUGACCCAUCACAUUCUUCCCAUCCCUCAACCACUCUUAGUAGAGAAAAGUCUUUGCCUGCCACUCCAUACACAUCUUUUUCCCAUCCUUCAACCCCUCUCAGUAGAGACCCCAGCCCUUUCAGACGAACUUAUACCCCUCGUCACACCCCAGUCCUUCUCCCAUUAA